AUGUAUAUUCAUUCAACAGAUGUUAAUAGGACACUGCAAAGUGCAAUAUCAAAUUUGAUUGGAAUGUACUAUAACAGUACAGCAGCAAAGCCUGGCAUUGAUUAUCCUGAAAUUCCUGAGUGGCCCCAUGGAUAUGUACCGAUUCCCUUGCACACAGUUAUUCGAAAAACUGAUUUUGUUCGUCUCCUUACAUUUGUUUUAAAUGCAUAUGAACUGAAAAAAAAAAACGUCGCGGGAAAACUUAUGUUUCCGUGCUGA
Molecule: messenger RNA, 258 nt
Organism: Gongylonema pulchrum
Lineage: Eukaryota; Metazoa; Nematoda; Chromadorea; Rhabditida; Gongylonematidae
Source: the annotation of a GenBank genome assembly